AGAUUUUCGACCGCCCAAGGAGGAGUAGGUGUACAGUGUACUGUGUGUGACGGGGAAAAGACAGAUUUUGUAUUGUAUCGGCAAUGAGAGCGAUUGCUUACGCGACUCAAUACAGCCUCGCCCCCUCUUCGUUUCCUUAUUUCCAUCUCUAUUCUAAUGAACAAGCAGCGUCAGAAGGUUCAAAAGCGCAAACGAAUCGUCAAAAUCACAUACCCAACCACAGCCGUUGAAAAAUCCAGCCCAUCCGCAACGAGUGUCAAACCAAAAGCAGAAUCCCAUCCACAUUGUCAAGAACAUGAUGGGGCACAGCCCGUUACUUCGAUUUGUUCAAUUUCAUUAGGAAGGUAUUCAAUUUUGAAUCCUGAUUUCUACCAGGUCGAUGCCCUUGAUCUUGGCCCACGCUUGCUAGGAAAGCAUCUCAAGAAAGAUGAUGUUGUUCUCCAGAUAACUGAGGUUGAAGCUUAUAGGCAAAAUGACUCAGCUUGCCACGCUCGAUUUGGCAUAACUGCAAGGACAGCUCCUGUUUUUGGAGCUGGAGGGCAUGCAUAUGUUUAUCUUUGCUAUGGUCUUCACAACAUGCUGAAUGUGGUUGCAGAUAAGGAAGGGGUAGGUGCUGCUGUCCUAAUACGUGCCUGUGCACCCCUUAGUGGAUUGGAAACCAUACAGCGGCGGCGUGGUUCAAUGUCGGAUAAGCCUGUUCUUCUGUCGGGCCCAGGAAAGGUUGGCCAAGCUUUGGGACUUACAACAGAGUGGUCUAAUCAUCCGCUUUUCAUUCCUGGUGGUUUGGAACUUUUAGAUGGAGAAGAGCCGGAAGAUAUACUUGUAGGUCCAAGAGUUGGCAUAGCUUAUGCCUUGCCGGAGCAUGUUAAUGCUCCAUGGAGAUUUGCUGUAGCGGGUACGCCUUGGAUAAGCGCGCCUAGAAAUACUCUCAGACCUCUCAUCAGGAAAACAACGCACCAAGAGAGAGGAGGAGGAGGGGGGGGGGAGGGGAAGUCCACAUGGGCGGUGGAUUGCUCCUGAGAAACAAACAUGAAAAAAAGAGAGAAAAGGAUGAUCUAAAUAUUGUACUCCUAUAUAAAUAAAUGUAAUGUUGCCCCGACUUCUCCUAUGCUGAUGAGUCGCAUGCACCAUCCACUCCCUCCCCACCCCCAUAUCCAUACUUGGCAGUUCCAGCAUUGUGUAGCGCUGUUCCCACUGUUGCUAAUUCUACUCCUGUUUCCAGUGUGCAUUCUAAAUAGAGAAGCAUGAUGGGUUGCUUGCUUUU
Andrographis paniculata is the source of this 1264-nucleotide messenger RNA. RefSeq names its product DNA-3-methyladenine glycosylase. The transcript has 6 exons. Gene Ontology annotation, biological process: base-excision repair. NCBI's taxonomy places the organism in Eukaryota, Viridiplantae, Streptophyta, Magnoliopsida, Lamiales, Acanthaceae. Gene Ontology annotation, molecular function: DNA binding; alkylbase DNA N-glycosylase activity. Bases 157 to 1020 code for a protein of 287 amino acids. The record is from RefSeq and is a predicted model, not a curated record.